AAUUUUGACUCAAACAGGUAAAGAUAGACCUAUUAAGCUUCAAUCCUACAGUUUCUCUCCCCCUUGAUUUUUUUUUUUCUGUUAGAUCAUGCAAGCUCAACCUGCAAAAGAAGCUGCCGAUUCCAAAUCCAACGAAGAUAUCUUCGAUUCUUCUCUCAAUUUAGAAGAAACCCAUCUGGAGGAGGGCUAUAAAGAAGGGUUUAAUGAUGGUUUGGUCUUAGGACAGGAAGAAGGAAGAGAGGUUGGCCUUAAAGUUGGCUUCGAAGUUGGGGAGGAGGUAGGAUUUUAUCGCGGUUGCGUAGAUGUAUGGAACUCUGCAAUUCGAGUCGAUCCCAACCGCUUUACGCCUCAUGUUCAGAAGAACAUCAAGCAGAUUGAGGAAUUGAUUAAGUUAUACCCAAUUCUAGAUCCGGAGAACGAGAGUGUUCAGGAAAUUAUGGAUUCUUUAAGGGCCAAGUUUAAGGCUGUUUCGGCCUCCUUGGCGAAUUCGUUGUCGUCGUCGAUGAAAUUGGAAAAAAUGUUGAAGUUGAUGCUUGCUUGUUGCAAGGUCUACAUAUCCGAAAGCCGAAAUAAAGCAGUUCUGGAGUCAAUUGAAAGAGCUGCCAAGCUAUUUCCAGAAGCUUCUGUAAUCAACAAGUUCCAAGAUGAAGCUUACAACCGUGUUGGUUACACUCUUGUCUCCAAAUUAGAUCCACACCUGCCAUUGGACUCUGGUUCAUUGAGAGCACCCGUGGUUUCCAUGGUCAAAGCAGCUUUUGAAUCCAUUGAUCUUGAAUCACACUUAGGAAGUCAUCCUCGGCUUGGAGUUGUUGACCACAUCUGUUUCCACCCUUUGGGUCAAACUUCUUUGGACCAAGUGGCUCAGCUUGCAAAGGUUGUAGCGGCUUACAUUGGCACCGAACUACAAGUACCAACAUUUUUAUACGGGGCAGCCCAUAAAGAAGGGAGAAAGCUUGAUUCAAUCAGAAGAGAACUAGGUUAUUUCAAGCCUAACUCAGAGGGGAAUCAGUGGGCAGGGGGUCCUCUAUCCGAGUCUCUUCCAAUGAAUCCUGAUGAGGGUCCAUCACAAGCAGCUCGAGGCAAAGGCGUUGUGGUAAUUGGUGCAACCAGAUGGGUAGAUAAUUACAACGUCCCUGUCUUCUCCUCUGACAUCAAUGCUGUCCGUAGAAUUGCCAAACGGGUUAGUGCACGAGGUGGAGGGUUAGAAUCUGUGCAAGCUAUGGCACUUUCCCAUGGUGUUGACUUAAUUGAGGUUGCUUGUAAUUUAUUGGAACCAAACAGGGUUGGAGCUGAUGAAGUCCAGCUUGAAGUUGAGCGGCUUGCUAGGGAAGAAGGAAUGGCUGUAGGAAAGGGUUAUUUUACUGAUUUUUCUCAGGAAAAGAUAGUAGAAAAUUACUUGAAAUUAGGUUAUCUUAUCUCAGAGAAAUAAAACAAUCAGGAAAACCUUAAUGUUUAAUUAUAGAAUUUCUUUUGGGAGCAAGUGAAAUCAUUUUAUUAAUGACAGUGUUGAGGAAUCCCCAAAGGCCCAAAAUAUCUUUUGCAAGUCUCAGAAAAACAAAUAGAGAUUGUUUCUUCUGUGGAUUCUCUUC
Messenger RNA from Telopea speciosissima, 1589 nucleotides. RefSeq names its product formimidoyltransferase-cyclodeaminase-like. The record is from RefSeq and is a predicted model, not a curated record. Gene Ontology annotation, molecular function: folic acid binding; transferase activity. Lineage: Eukaryota; Viridiplantae; Streptophyta; Magnoliopsida; Proteales; Proteaceae. The transcript has 3 exons. The coding region runs from base 89 to 1429 and encodes 446 amino acids.